This is a messenger RNA of Crotalus tigris (Tiger rattlesnake), 3667 nucleotides long. RefSeq names its product apoptosis and caspase activation inhibitor (gene AVEN). The record is from RefSeq and is a predicted model, not a curated record. Gene Ontology annotation, biological process: negative regulation of G2/M transition of mitotic cell cycle. Bases 374 to 1375 code for a protein of 333 amino acids. NCBI's taxonomy places the organism in Eukaryota, Metazoa, Chordata, Lepidosauria, Squamata, Viperidae. The transcript is spliced from 6 exons.
AUGAUGCACCCACAUCACCACCAGAGUUAAUAAUAACGUCCUAUUAUGCUUUAAGAAAAUGGGAUAAUGCCCUUAACUAUUAGAAAUUUAGGCUUGGAUCCAUUUUAUCCGCUUUUCUGUAUUUCUUCUCGAAGAAAAGUAGCCGAGAGCUCCAUUUGCAACAGCCCCGCAGCGGAUUCCUCUUUCGGAUCCGCUUCUCAAGGCAGAGAGCGCCGGAGAGUAAGUGCCUGGCGCGGGUUCAGCGACCCCAUCCUUCGGGCCCGGCUGACGCGGCCUCCAGUUCCUGCAGCGGCCUGUUUUCCGGCGGAGGCGGAGAUCCACGCGAAUCCGCUGAAGUCCGGCCGCGUCGAGCACGGUCGCCCGAAGCAUUGUAAUGCAGCCCGACCGUGGCGGCCGGCCCCGAAGGGGAGGCAGCCGGCCCAACCGAAGACGGCCGGGCGGCAGGGAGAAGCCGGCGGAGAGCAGUAGCGAAGACAGCCACAGCCGAGGAGGCGGGGGACGCGGCAGGCGGGGAGUUCGCGGCAGAGUAGCCGCUUCGGGUCACUCCGCGCCUCGCGGCUGUGAGUCGGCUACUGCUGAACUUGACUUACCAGAAAUGGGCAAAGAAGAUAGGGGAAGUUAUUCAAGAAGAAAGCUAAUUUCCAACUGGCACCGUUAUGAAGAACGUGAGAAAGAAACACAAAAUGGCAGUGGUGAAUCUCAGCGUGGGACAGACUUUAGUGUACUGCUUAGCUCAGCAGGAGAUUCCUUUACCCAAUUCAGAUUCACUGAAGAAAAAGAGUGGAUUUCAGAAAACCUUGGCCCAAAGCAGUUGGCAGGCUUGUACGUUGACUGCCAGUCCUUGGUUCAAGCGCUUGAAGAACUGCCUCUGCACCUCAAACUCAACAUGGCUGCUGAACUGGUACAGGAUGCAACCCCAGUCACGCUUCCCCAGAUUAAGCUGCAAAGUCAUGACAUGGCCAAGAAAAGUAGUGAUCUAUUGCAACAGCAAAAGAGAGUCGGGUCACACUGUUAUCCCAAGGAAGAUUCUGCUGUUCCCUUGACUUUGUCAAAUAAAGAUGGAUCUGGAAUUUCUUCAGAGGCUCUUCAGAGAAAUCCUUCAAGUUUACAUCAAGUAAUAGAUGAUUUGGAUGAAGACCUUGAUCUGCUCCUGAAAUUAGAUGCCCCUAUUAAUCCUGAAAACAAUAUUGCUUUGGAAGUGGUAGCAGAUAGCCUGCCAUCUGGGGAUGAUUCGAUAAGGACUUUUGAAGAAACUGAUCACUUAGAACCAGGUAGAGCUGAAGAAAUUUGCUCAACAUCUCAACCGCCAGAAGCUACUUCCAAAAAUAUUACUGAAGAGCAACUUGAAGAUUGGUUAGAUAGCAUGAUCUCCUAAAAGCUACAUUUUGUUUAUCAUACAAGUGUGUGAAAAAUAAUUUAAGAUGACAAUUCCUAAUUGUAAAAAAUGUUUACAAAUAUUUAAUCUGGUGACUGGCUGAAUCUGCGGCUUAAAAACAUUAUUUGUGUAUUUGCAGUGUUCUGGAUUUCAUUGCCUUCAGAGAUGUAACAAUAUUAAUUUGAAGUUGUAAAUGUAUAAAAGCCUAUUUAGAGUCUGUGAAAUAAAAUAAAUUACAUUUGCAAGUGCAAUCAUAGAAUAUGUCUUGGUGUGACACAAAUAACACAAUGAAAUAUGACGUUGAGUUUUGUUUUGCAAAUUCUUUAUUGUAGUGCAUAUUUUUAUUGGAAGAAAAAAAUUACAUUAACAUUGCAACUAAUCACUAGUUUCAUUCUGUUCAGUUGUAAGACAAGUUUUUAAACCAGCUGCAUGUAGGAAGCAGUUUUGUAAUAAGUAUAUGACUAAAUUUCAUGUCAUACAAUAAGACCAGAAAGCAACACAGUCAUAUAACAAAAAUGUCAAUCUAAAAGACUAACAUUUAAAAAAAAGUAUUUUGCAUAGCUGAAUCUGGAAAGAGUUAAGGCACUUAGAUUUUAGAGACAAUAAAAUACUUGAAAAUUUUAAGCACUGAAUACUUAAAAUCUUUCAGUCUGUAUUGUUACACUAAGAAAAACAAGGCUGAUUUGAAAUAUUAAGUUCACCAUAUGAGUCUAUGAUUAAGUUAUUGUCACCUGACAUUCAGAGUUGCAAAACAAUGAUAUAGCCCUUUCAACUACAUUAUUUUCUACAAAGGACUGUUUAAAAACAAGUAAUGAUUCCUGAAUUAAAGUACUGAACUGAAAUAUUUAAACGUUAUUUUUUGCUCAAAUAAUUCAGAGCCUGUUUCUGCCAUAUACAAAAAGCUAAUCUAUAUCAAUUUAAAACUGGGCUAGUUUAUUUACUUAGAGGUCAAACAUAAGCAAUAUGUAUGUUACGCCACUAUUUUGUAAGAAUUCUAUUUUUGUUUACAUUGAAUAUAGUAGUUUCUUUGUUGGUAUUUUUAUCCAAGCUGAUCUUCAUACUGUUUACGGAAGCAGUCUCCAGCUGGGAAGAAAUCCCAGCAUCUUUCUUGGUACAUUUUCCAUACAUAUGACUCCUAAAAAUAUAUAAUACAUGUUUUUCAAAAUAUUUAUUUGAGAAAAGAAAGAAUUUUUAUACUUAAGGCAUAUUUUUAUCUCAGAUUAAUGAUUGGAAAUUUUCCUUAUUAGAAACAUCAAGUGGAAAUAUAUUCCUGAAAAUAACAAGGCAGCCUUUCUGUUGGUGAAUCUGUUUGGUCAGUUUAUAGUUCACUUAUUAAUCUCAGGGAAUAUAUUUUUGUUAUGUAAGAUAUUACAACAUUAUUAUCAUAUGCUAAACAAGUAAUUAAGUAGUGAUAAAUUCAGAUAAAUGCAUUUCACAUCUAAAUACAGGCUGGCAGCCAACUUUGCUUUAGUAUGAAAUGACAGAACAUUUUUUUUUACAAAAUAAUAAUCUUAUAAUAGCAGGUCUUGAACAAUUGGUAUAAUACACUAAAGUAAAUAUUCAGAAGAAGGCAUGAAGAACUGCAAUAUUUAGUACAUGCGUUUCCAUGGAAGAACAUUAAAACAUUUAGAUGUUGUGUGUUUAUAGAUUAAAAUGGUCAAUAAUUUGAUUUUGGAGGGAAAAAAUGAAUGGUAAUCAUUUAAUUAUAUAACAUGAUAUUAGUAUAUCUCUAAAAGAAUGUUGAUUUUAUUUUAUGAAUGUUUUCUGAAAUGUUUCUUUCUUUUCAUUUACAUAAUCAAUUAAUGCUUUACCUGCCCAGUGUGUUCAGUUUCAUCCUUAUUAAUAAGAUACAUCAAAAAGAACCUGAAAAAAGAAUAUGAAACUAUACAUGAUUGGUUUUGGUGGUAUGCUGUUCUUGCUUCUUAAGAAAACAGUAAUUAUUUCCAUCUAAACAAUUGUGAAACUAUAGGCUAAAAAGAUAUGUUUUAUGAUUCAUUUUAUAGUCAAAAGUUGUAUUAAAGUGGUGAAAUAUUUCACAUUUGUAAAAGAGUUUUGUGUAUGUAAAAUUGUACAAGUCUCUGCUUCUGAGUUCCCAAUCCAAAAAAGUAGAUAUCCUCCUCAAAAAAGCAUUAGAAGAAAAACAAAUGUACAAAAACUAUUAAUGAAAAUAACUGAUACAAAGCUGUGGAUGCUAGUAUCUGUUUAGUUACUCACAAUAUUUUAUUUUAGUGGUGACCGGUUCUGUAUUGUUCUUUUUUUCUUUCAUGAACAAUAAAAAAGCUAUACCUUGUA